Messenger RNA from Ogataea philodendri, 906 nucleotides. RefSeq lists its product as uncharacterized. Gene Ontology annotation, biological process: lipid metabolic process. The record is from RefSeq and is a predicted model, not a curated record. The coding region runs from base 1 to 906 and encodes 301 amino acids. The transcript has a single exon. Gene Ontology annotation, molecular function: phosphoric diester hydrolase activity. NCBI's taxonomy places the organism in Eukaryota, Fungi, Ascomycota, Pichiomycetes, Pichiales, Pichiaceae.
AUGCAAUUUACAUUUUUCACACUGGUUUUAGCAAGCCUUGCUACAUGUGCCCCGGUCAAACAGCUUCCGUUGGUGAGACCGACGUUGUCGACCGAGCUCACUAAGGAUGUGUUCGUUAAGAAGAUCCAUUCUCACAACGAUUACUGGAGAGAGUAUCCGUUUUUAAGUGCUGUUACGCUUGGAGUUCAAUCCAUCGAGGCAGACGUUUGGGUUUUCCCCGAGCUUAACGACUCCACUAUCUAUGUGGGACACAACUUAGCCUCGUUGACCGCCGACAGAACGUUUGCGGACUUGUAUGUGAACCCUAUUUUGUCGUUGAUCGAGGCUUUUAACCCGGAAAAUGCACACACAGAGCUGAGCAGUUCGGUGAACGGAGUUUUUGACACCGACUCGUCUGCAACGCUGUAUCUGUUUGUGGACAUGAAGACGGAGGGAACGGAAACGUAUCCGUUCGUGUAUGAGGCUCUGGAGCCAUUGAGAGAAAAGAACUACUUGACCUCCUACAACGCCGCAAACAACACCCUGACCAAAGGUCCGGUUACGGUGAUUGGCACGGGGAACACACCGUUCGAGUACGUCCAGAACGCAACCACCAGAGACGUGUUUUUUGACGGAGUUCUCGGCGGACUGAAUGACUCGUUCAGUGCUACCAUCUCGCCAAUCGCCUCGGGCUCGUUGGAGUCGCUCGUUGGCGAGGUCGACAGCGUGGACGGCCUCAGCUCGAACCAGACUCAACUCCUUACACAGGCAAUCGACCAGGCACACAGCAAGGGAAUCUACACCCGAAUCUGGGAUACUCCGUGGUGGCCCGUUGCCAAGCAGACAAACGUGUGGAGACAGAUUCUGGACGCCGGCUCGGAUUUCUUGAAUGCCGACGACCUUGAAUACGCCACAACGUUCCAGUGA